Molecule: messenger RNA, 2699 nt
Organism: Protobothrops mucrosquamatus (brown spotted pit viper)
Lineage: Eukaryota; Metazoa; Chordata; Lepidosauria; Squamata; Viperidae
Gene: NUDT13
Product: nudix hydrolase 13
Exons: 9
Coding region: 802-1827 (341 amino acids)
Molecular function (GO): metal ion binding; hydrolase activity
Source: RefSeq, a predicted model, not a curated record
GGCAAAAUGCUUCGGAAUCUGCGGAGUUAAUCUUACAAUUUUAACAACUCCUCCUUCGCUAUUUUAAUCCUAUCCUAAGGGGAAAAUCAGCAGGACGCUUAGCAGCCCUUUUUUUUUAAAAAAAAAUUGCAACUUGUCUACCUCCAGCAUUUAAAACGCACAUAGGCUCACGUGCCUUGGGUCUACCAAGGCGAGGCAUUAUGGUCAACGUAGUUUGCGAUAACAGAAAUCUUGCUCCUUCGUGGCGGAACUGCAAUGCAAUACUUCCUGCUGGCGGAAAUGGUAAGAUCUGCGAGGCUAGUAAGUGGGAGGCGUGUGUUUGACUAUCGUUGAUAUAAAAUCACUACGCCCAAUGAAUGGUCACAUCUGACCUUCUCGGCUCUAUAUUUAACUUUUGAUUCUGCCCUGAUUGUAUGUUUCGGUGUUUUGCUGUCUCUAAAAGCAGAAUCACAUUUUUCAGCAUUACUCGGAUUAAAGGUUAGAAGGUGGUUGGGAAGUUUAAAAUCUUUUACUUCCAAAUUUAAAGAUCCCCGUCUGCAUUUUUUUCCCUCCCUUUCCUGAUGUUGGUUUAUAUCCAUAGCCUAUUCUAGAAUCCCUUAAAAGCAUUAGUGUCGUAAACAAAAACAAAGCUGACAAAGGUUAACAAACUUGGUUUCUUUUUAAAGGUAUUGUUUACUUUGAAAUCCUAAAGACGUACACGGAGAUACUGCAUAACAUUUAUUGCCAUUUUAUUCUUAAUGGAGGAGGGUUGCUUCGGUAGUCUCAUAGUUUGGUAUAAUCAGCAGAGUUGCAGCGUGCAAGAUGGUUAUAGCUUUGGCAUGUCAAGUGGGAUAUAGAAGAACUUCAGCUCUGUGUAAUAGGAUUUAUUCAACCUAUGUCAGGAGAAUGAGAUACAUGUUCAAGCUGAAAGAAGAUGAUGAUGCUUGUCGGCAGGCCUAUAAUUCUGGAACUUUCUUCCUAUUUUACAACUUCUCUCCCUUCGUGCAGCAAAAAGGAAAAGCGUUACUAGCCCCAAAGCUAAAGGCAGCAGAAAUAAAAAGACUUUUGCAAAAAUUUCAGAAGAGUGAGAAGAUGAUGGAGGAGUCCAUGCUGGUGGGCUGUUCGGAAGAAUGUACCCCAUAUUUUGCUCUUGACCUAGGAUCCUUGCCAAAAUCUGCUGUUGAGUCUGAACUUGAUGGAUCCUUUGGAGAAUUACAGAAAGCUUUCUUCCAAUUAGAGGACGAAGAUGCAUCUUUGAUUUCCACGUCUCAGGCACUCCUUCGAUGGCAUAAUAAUAACCAAUAUUGUGGCAAAACCGGAGAGCCCACAGUGAAGAAUUUGGCUGGGAGCAAACGAAUUUGUCAUAACAAUGGAAUCAUCUAUUAUCCACAGAUGUCUCCAGUGGUUAUCGCAUUGGUGUCCGAUGGGAGUCGAUGCCUACUUGUACGGCAGGCAUCAUUUCCUAAAGGGAUGUACAGUGCUUUGGCUGGCUUCUGUGACAUGGGUGAGAGUCUAGAAGAGACAGUCCAACGCGAGGUUGCUGAAGAAGUAGGCUUAGAGGUGAAAUCUCUCUGGUAUUCUGCAUCUCAGCACUGGCCAUUCCCAAAUAGCAUCCUCAUGAUAGCUUGUCAUGCAUUAGUGCAUCCCCUACAGAGCAAUUGUACAAUAAAUACUCAGGAGCUUGAAUCUGCCAGAUGGUUCAGCCAUGAGGAAGUGGUGAAGGCACUUGAACGAAAAUCAUGGCCUUCCAAAGAAACGGAUGACAGAACCUCUUUUUGGGUGCCACCUAAACAAGCUAUAGCUCGUCGGUUGAUCCAAGAAUGGGUGAAGCAGAAAACGUCUCCUUAGUUUUAAAAAAUGUGCAGGGGGGGAUGAUGGUAACUUUAUAACUGAUGUCUUUUUUGCAGUGGUCCUCCAUAUUUUGUGGAGUAAGUACUGGUAAACCAUAUUAGAUCUUUUGACAUGUUGUCUUGAAAAUUCACUGCUGUAGAAAUCAUUGAAUUGGUUUGGAACAAGAGGUUGAUAUUCCCAUAUAGUAAUAAUAUGUAGCAAAACCAGUCUAAACUUCUAUUCCUUUUGGAAACUAAUAAGAUUUGGGAGUAUUCUUGGGAUUUCUUAGUAAAGCCAUUUGUGGGCAAAUCUGGACCUUGAAUUCCUUGCUUGUCCUUGGAAGCAUCCUGGCCAUGCCACCAGUUGGGGUUGGGAGUAGAGUUAAAAUUCUUGACCACCAGGAGACUAUGACCAAUUUUGUCCUUAUUGGGAUUCAUCAGGUCCACAUAGCCAUUAUAGUUAGUAUUACUCUUACAUGGUUGACUCUCCUCUAUCCGUUUGACUUCUCUUCCCUCUUUUUAAACAGAUGCCUCCUGUCUCUAAAAGUAAUGCAAUUGUUUACUAAAUAUACAGUGCAUGUUCCCCAACCAAAGUUCUGUUCUCUCAUUCUUCCUGUGAGAAUUCGUGUGAACUUAAAGGAUUCUUAUAGGGGUGAAGGAGAGUUCAUCAUUUAUAUUUGAAAAGUUCCUAAUUAUACACACAAAAGCAAAAAGGAAAAAAGCAAGCCAAAGAUUGGGGUGGUUGUUAAAUUUACCCAACAUACUUGACUGGGUGAGCUAAAGAUGUAAAGACUACUUUCAGCUAACCUGCUAAUUCUGCUUAGUUUUAACCUUCUUUAAUUUGUUUUUGGUUUGAUUUGUGGGCAGGGGCUAAAAGCAGCUCAUUCAGGU